Pochonia chlamydosporia 170 is the source of this 1956-nucleotide messenger RNA. Its product is annotated as PABP-dependent poly(A) nuclease 3. The coding region runs from base 1 to 1956 and encodes 651 amino acids. The record is from RefSeq and is a predicted model, not a curated record. The transcript has 5 exons. Gene Ontology annotation, molecular function: metal ion binding; poly(A) binding. Lineage: Eukaryota; Fungi; Ascomycota; Sordariomycetes; Hypocreales; Clavicipitaceae. Gene Ontology annotation, cellular component: PAN complex; P-body. Gene Ontology annotation, biological process: mRNA processing; nuclear-transcribed mRNA poly(A) tail shortening.
AUGGCGGCGUCGCGAUUCGCAGCCUCCGAUCUUAGGCGCCCAGCUGGUUCGUCGCCGAAACCAAAGGGACGCGCGGAGAACAAGGACACGCUCUGUCGAAACGUCUUAAUUUAUGGACACUGCCGAUACGAAGACCAAGGUUGCACCUUUUCCCACGACCAAAACAAGAAUAGCUCAAACCAAGCAGACAUGUCUCGAAGAGCCCUGAAUGUCGAGUCUCCUUCAUUUACUCCCGCAAACCUGCAAUCUGUCAGCAAAAAACCAACAUUUUCUACACAAGCCGCCAAUGCGCCGACAUUCACUCCGAGGGGGCUAGGCGCAUCGCCAGCUCUCUCAGCAACUCCUGCUGAUCCAGAAGCUGCCAUAUUUAACCCAGCCGCCAUUCGCGAAUUCACUCCCAGUUUUGAGUUGAAUUCACAGGGUGUGUCGAAUGGAUCGAAUCAAGAUGGCUCCGUGAACUAUGAUGCGUUUGCAAUGGCGUCAGUUGGUCAAAGCCUCCCCGGCGUACAGUUCAAUCCCUACGUGGAUGAACAAGGAGGCAUGCCUGGCGCCGCUGGAGGAUUUUAUCAACCAACUGCCGCGUAUAAUGCCCCUCUCCAGCCCCUGCAGCAUCACCUGUAUGCGCCGGUUGGACCCUACAGAGAGGACCUGAUGCCCUAUCAUAGAUUGACACACGACUUUUUCCUGCCCGACAAAAUACGGGAAGACCUUCAAAAGAAGGCAGAGGCCUCACUCCAGGUCAUGCCUAACUCACAACUGCCUCAGAUGGAAAACUACCACUCGCUGGUACCCCUCGACACCAACCACCGAAAUAACGCUAAUAUCUUCUCCUACCCCAGCUGGAUUUACAAGGCGACAGCUUCCAAGACAGGCAAUCUUUAUUGUCUGCGGCGGUUGGAGGGAUUCAGGCUCACAAACGAACACGCCAUCCGAUCCGUCAAGGAAUGGAGAAAGAUUGACAAUGCAAACGUUGUGACGAUACACGAUGCAUUUACAGCCCGUGCCUUUGGGGACAGCUCUCUCAUAUUUGUCCAAGAUUAUCACCCCUUGGCCAAAACCCUUGCUGAAGUUCACCUUGCUCAACUUGUUUCCCCAGCCCCGGCACCUGGAGGCCGCUUUCCAGCAAAAUCCCCAAUUUCGGAAGCUGUCUUAUGGGGCUACAUCUCCCAAAUCGCAAACGCCUUGAAAUCCAUUCAUUCCAUUAACCUAGCUGCCCGGUGUAUCGACGUCACCAAGAUCAUACUUACUGAUAAAAAUCGCAUACGCCUAAACGCCUGCUCUAUUCUCGAUGUGGUCCAAUUUGAAAUGCGCCGCCCCAUGCAGGAACUCCAACAAGACGACUUCAUGCAAUUUGGCCGCACCAUCCUCUCUCUAGCAACCAGCACACCUCCUGCCCAACUCGCCAAUGUCAAUGCCUCCAUUGAACAAAUGGCCCGCUCGUACUCCGUAGAGCUUCGCGACACAGUCAUAUGGCUCCUCACGCCUGCGCAGCCACCUUCUCAAAAGACGAUUGAAGAAUUUAUUCGCGGUAUUGCAGGCCACAUCGUCACCACCCUCGACCAAGCCCAACACCACGCCGACGACCUUAAUUCUGAAUUGUUCCGCGAACUAGAAAACGGCCGCAUCGCUCGGCUCCUCCUCAAGCUAGGCGCCAUCAAUGAACGCCAGGAAUUUGAUGGAGACCGGACGUGGUCUGAAAACGGAGAGCGGUAUAUGCUCAAACUGUUCAGGGACUACGUCUUCCACCAAGUUGAUAGUAACGGGAAUCCCGUCCUUGACAUGGGUCACAUGCUUCGUUGCCUGAACAAAUUAGAUGCAGGCACCGAGGAGAGAAUCUGUCUUACCAGCCGUGAUGAACAGACUAGCUUCAUUGUCAGCUAUAAGGAGCUGAGGAAGCAGCUGGGAAAUGCGUUUGGCGAGCUUCAAAAGACUAGUAAGCAGGGCAGGGGGUUCUAG